AUGCCAGUUAACGUUGACGAAAUAACUGCAGCCGAGUUGCUGCAGUUAUUUUUUGACUUUUAUACCGACAAUCUCAUUUGGAGUCUAUUUUUAACGUCGACUGCCGUUCAUGCUGUUGUUCUCAUUGCAAGUCCACUGCAAGCCGUUUUUAAAUGGUAUCGUCGCCGGAGUAGCGAUAGUGAUACGCCGUUGCCAUAUAUAUGUGCAGCAAUUGGGUCCGGAUUAUGGCUACGCUAUUCCAUCUUUAUCGAGGAUACCAAACUCAUAUUGCUGCAAACUUACGCAGUUAUUAUGCAAAUCUUUUUCUUGCUUACCUUAUUAUUUUAUCGAUCAAAAAAGCAACAAUUGGUUAAAGCUUUACUUUAUAUUCUUCUUUUACAAAUGGCUUUAUAUUUGUACAUCGAAAAACUAACAGUCGAUGAUGGAAGAGUAAUGACGGGUCGAUUCGCAUCAGCUGCACAAAUCGCCGGUUCCUUCGUAUGCCCGUUUAUGAUCUAUCGAGCAGUCAAAACCAAAGUCAUCGAUUUCAUUCCAUCAGCACUUGUCAUAUUCACUUGCAUUAUGGAGUUACAUGCUAUUGUAUACAGCUUUGCUAUAGACGAUUUCUACAUGUUGAUAGCGAACACUACAUUUUGUAUUAUGGAUGGAUCUUUGUUAUGUAUGUUCUUUAUUUAUCCAACAGAAAGGAAAAAUUAUCGUAAGAUUCAAGAAUAUUUGUUGUGA
Messenger RNA from Dracunculus medinensis (Guinea worm), 723 nucleotides. Lineage: Eukaryota; Metazoa; Nematoda; Chromadorea; Rhabditida; Dracunculidae. The record is from the annotation of a GenBank genome assembly.